UUAUAUUUUUUAUAUAUUCUAUAUUUAUUUUUAUACUCAGUAUAUUAUCAAAUGGAAACUUGCGUCAGAGGAUUUUCAUUUAUGCCAGAAAAUAAAGUUGAAGUUGUCGAAUUAAAGUUCGUAGAGAGUGAAGAUUUAGAGAGAACAUGGAAAGCCGAGAGACGGGAACGGCUCAAACAUCAGGAGCAAAAGAUUUGGGAGGAAUUUGUAAAAGAACAAGAUAUUGUUCACAGCUUAUGUAAAGAUGAUCCUUAUCAGUUUGUGGAACGGCUGCCGCAAGAAUGUAUCAAGGAACUCCUUGACUCAGAACUACAGAAGAUGAGACAAGAAAAAAUAGAAGAAUUAGAACUAAAGGAGCAGCCGGCAGUCCAAGUUGAACCUCCUAACAACCAGCACGUGGUGACCUUCGUUGAAGACUCGGAAGAAGACAUCAAUACAUAUGACGAUGAGAAAGAUGAUGACGAUGUGUCCGGUCCCGAAGAUGAAUUACUGAAUGACUCAAUGAGUCCUCCACUCACUGUGAGGGAGAGAGAUGUACCCUCACCCGAUAAAAUAUCUACUGAUGGGAAAUCUUCUAACGAGAAUGUCUCUGACGUCAUCGAGGGCAGUAUAUAUUGCGCUAAAAUAAAGGACCUGCGGAUGAAGAUCAUCGACGAGCUUAACAAUAUUAUGUCGACUCUGUCCCUGGUGCCCGUCCUGGAUAUAGACCCGGCAGCCCUGCCAGGCGCCAUGAAGAGAGCCAAGGAGUUCAGCUCCAGGUACCAGAGGAUACACCUGUACCAGCUACAGAGACAGAUAUCCGACAUAGAGCGGAACAACAGUAAGGCUCUACCUUUCGCCGCUCGGACACACUUCCAGGCACAGCUAUGUAGAGUCGCCUCGGUACAUAGCAACCUCCUGCACGCUCUGCAGGUGUUCGUGAAGGCGGUCCCUCAGACGGCGUGUGUGUGUGAGUGCGUGUCGGUGCUGCGCGGCGUCUCGUCCGCGGCGCGCCAGGUCACGGUGGCCAGCGAGGCCGCGCGGCCCAGGGGACUCGGCGCCGCGGACACCCUGUACAUUGAUGCGAUGGACGAGACGUGCGGGAAACUCAUGGAGACGCUGGACGAGUACGAGGCCAAGGUCACGGACUACAUGCACAGUACGGUGGACACGAGCGUGUCUAUGACUCGGAAGUCAAGAGUGAGUAAGAAGUCCGUCGGCAGCUGGACCAGGUCGGGGAGAUCAUUGUUGUCCGCGGCCGAGGCUCGCCUGUCCAUGUACUCCCUGGACACGAGGUUCACACUGCACAAGUCCACCAGCUCCCGGGAACACUCCAGCGGGACGUCCAGGCAGCAAGCGAGCAUCGGCGCUAAAGGAAAACAGGUCGCUGAAAAAGAAACUCAAAAUAAAACCCCGAAGAAAUUGACGAGCGGCCGUCGUCCAUUGAUGCGCGCUCCGAGCUCGUUGCCUCGCCCGCGUGUGCCCCGCGACCAGGACGUGCCGACUAUGGUUGAGACCGUGGCGUGUGCGUCCAGCCAUAUCAGCAACGAAGGCAGUCCCAUGUUGAGCCCGGGGAGUAGGAACACGACGCCGAGGAGGAUAAGCAGGGAGACGACGCCGCGGGUCCGGCUCUAUAGUAACAGAAUAGUAGGGGAGAAUACGAAACAUAACAGGAAGGGGGAGACGGGCGGGAAGGAUACGAGCAGGAGUCUCAGCGAACCGAAGACUGAGGGCCGCAGGCAGGCGGAACACACACCCACCAGCGACAGAAGGAGCCCCGCGAGGGAGAUGAAAGAUGUGAAACAGGAAACGGGGGAAAGAGAGAGAUGUCCCACUGGUCAUGUGGAGGUCGGGAGUAGUAGAGAAGACGCCAAGGAAACGGAGAGAACUAAGAGAGAAGAAGAGAGGAUGACUAAGAGCCCCGAGCAUCAAGUAGCCCCAGCCAACCUUGAGGUGACCAGGCUGCUUCGACAGCUGUGCGGCGGAGACGGUGCCGGAAGCCGCAAUGAGAGAGUCUCCGGUACAAAGAACGCUCAACUGUUGUGCAUCAGCGGCGGCAGUCCCAGACAGCACAGCACUCCGCAAUUGUUGAGGAUCCUAGAAGAGACGAUCCAGAAGAAGGCACCGAAGACUUUGUUCCCGAAGUCGCUGUCAGCUCGCGACAAGGAUCGGUACCGCAUGACCUUCAACAUCCCGGACAGUACCCUGGACAACAUGUUCCAAUACCGGACCAAGUUCGUACAACACAUGCUCACCAGCCCCAUGUACGCUAACAGUUCGGUGGGCAAGCCUUGGGAGAAGAUCGGCAGGGUGUCAGAGCAAAUCAUUGAUGACCUACUUCUUAGUUGCGCCAAAGAAAUGGAGUUGCAGAGUUUUCUUAAAGAUUUAUAUAAAAGUGAAACUAGUUGAUUGUGUGUUUUUGUUCAUUAAAAUAAAAUUUCCUAUGUACAUAA
Danaus plexippus (monarch butterfly) is the source of this 2432-nucleotide messenger RNA. RefSeq lists its product as uncharacterized. Bases 52 to 2388 code for a protein of 778 amino acids. The record is from RefSeq and is a predicted model, not a curated record. The transcript is spliced from 19 exons. Lineage: Eukaryota; Metazoa; Arthropoda; Insecta; Lepidoptera; Nymphalidae.